AUGCUCGAAAUCAAGGAAUCUCAGGCAGCUCCCAGUAGUUUCGGGGAACACUUAUGGCAAUACACAGGCACGGAUAUUUCUGUGACUUCAGCCCCACGCAAAACAAGCUUAACGCCACCGCAACUUCUGCUUCAAGUCGAAAACUGUACCCGUAUCGAAAGUUAUGGUGAAAAAGCAGUCGUCCUUAACGUUGCACUCCGUCAACCGAUUCGCUCGAUAUUCUGUGUGGCUAACGUGCCAUAUCCAAAUAUCGUCGCAGACCUAAUCCACACGUACGAGAUAAUAGUUGAACUCAGACGGGGUUGCAUGAUUGACCCCAACACCGGUUCACAAAGCAAGGGCUCCUACGCAACGGCUCAGAUCACAACCAUCAUAGCUCUCAACGAAGCAGGUAAAUUUACAGAAGCCCUAAAAGAGUUUCCUGAACUGCUUGGUAACCCGUCGAAUCGCACGGCUAAGAAGCACUCGGUUAAGCACUUCAUUUCCAUCACUGGACCACCAUGUGUAGAACACUAUAACGUUGAAGCAGAAACUGGAAAACGGGUACAGUGCAUCCGGUCCGAUAAUGGAUUAGAGUUCGUCAACAAAGAUAUGGCCGAUAUAUUUCGUAAAAGAAAAGUGGUUAAUCAAAAAUCAACACCAUAUACGCCAGAACACAAUGGUCGCGCUGAAAGGGAUAUGAGGACAAUUAUCGAAGGUGGACGGUAUAUGAUUCAUGCCAAGGAAUUGAGCCUGAAAUACUAG
Messenger RNA from Rhagoletis zephyria (snowberry fruit fly), 744 nucleotides. RefSeq lists its product as uncharacterized. Gene Ontology annotation, molecular function: nucleic acid binding. Gene Ontology annotation, biological process: DNA integration. NCBI's taxonomy places the organism in Eukaryota, Metazoa, Arthropoda, Insecta, Diptera, Tephritidae. The record is from RefSeq and is a predicted model, not a curated record.